Messenger RNA from Rotaria socialis, 858 nucleotides. NCBI's taxonomy places the organism in Eukaryota, Metazoa, Rotifera, Eurotatoria, Philodinida, Philodinidae. The record is from the annotation of a GenBank genome assembly.
AUGUUAACCGAAAGAAAGGAACAAAAGGAUCAGAUUAUAUCACCAACUACGAGUACAGCUGAAGAGUAUGAUGAAAAAUUAUCAUCGUCAAAAAAACACCUUGAAAUCGAUAUCGAUGAUAUUGAUCAUCUUCGACAGCUUCGUAAUGCAGGUGUACACGGUAAUCCAAUGAAAAUCUUAGCAUUAUUUCAUGAAUGCAAUCAAUCUAUUGAGAGAACUGUAGUUCGUUAUAAACAAGUUAAAGAACAGCGUGAAAAAGAAUCUGAAAAACGAACACAACAACGUAUUUCACUAGCUGAAAUUCAUAAUGCUUAUUUAACAUUAGAUAAUCAAAAUGAUUGGCCGAAUAAUAUUCAAAAAGUUUAUCUAGAUGGAAACAAUAUGAUGUUUGUUAUUGAUUCGCUUCGUCGACUGUGUUUAAAUCAAUCUAGUAAAGAAGCUGAGCGAGCUAUUGCAGAAAUAGCUGCUGCAUGGAAUAAACAAAUGCUCAUACCGCAUGUGGAACUUAUUUUUGAUUUCACCCAACAAUUAGAACCGAUCGAUAGUAUUAAAGUUAGCAGCGCACGUCCGACUUAUAAAACAACCGAUGAAAUGCUUAUUGAUAUUGCUCAACGAUCACAAAACUAUCAUACUAUUGUUGUUACAUCCGAUCGAAAUGUAUCUAUUCAUUUAAAACGUCAAGGAUGUCAACUCGUAAAACCAUAUCAAUGGUUUGCUCAUUGCGCAAUGUUAUUAACGUCUGACUUAAUUAUGCAUGAAGAUAAAGUAGAUAUGACUUCAACAACAACAAUAACAAAAAAUAAAAUUCGAUAUGAUCUCAAUGGACUCGCUCGUCGUAUUGCAAAGAUAGAUUUGUAA